GAUCAGAGUGGGGACGACAAGGUAGAAGGAACGACGAGGAAAGGCGGCUGUGGUAGGGGAAACGGCGAGAGCACAGAGUACAGAAGCAGCGGCAGCGCGCCGAGCCACGAGGGGCUAUUCGAGCGCGAAGGGGAGGGGUGACAAGGAACCCUGGCGGGGAGGGGACGCGGAGGCCUUCGGGGGGCCGACCAACCAGACGGCCGAUGAUGUCAUCGGGGGAGGAGACCGAGUAUUUCGCCCCCUACGGAGCAACCACGGAAAGCAAGCAACAGCAACUCCAGAAGAAGCAGAAGCGCACCAGACAGCGCGUGGACGCCGGCGAGCCGCGCAACAACUACUCGAGUAUACCGCACUUCACCUCCCGGCCAUCGUUUCACGGCGGUGGUUUGUACGGUUCGAUCUUCGGUGGCACCGGGCCAACGCUUCCGCAACAACAACAGCCGUCGCAGCAUCAUCAGUCGCAGUCGCAGCAACAACAGCAGCAACAACAACAGCAACAACAACAACUCCAGCAACAACAAGCUGGAGCGGCAGGAAGUCAAGGUCACUUAGGUACAGCUACGACGGGUCCAACCGCUCAGCAGCAUUCCGCCCACGCGGCAUUCGGCUUCUUCGGGGCACCGGGUUACGGCCCCGCCAAGAUGUUGAACGAGCUGCUCGGACGACAGGUCAAACAGGCCAGUGACGCCGGUGGCUCACCGCCAGAGGGCGGCCAUGGGAUGACUGGCGCCGGCAUGGAUCCUGCCGCGAAUUUGCAAUCGGGUGCUGUUGUUAAUUGCGACGAUCCCGCCACCGCCGAGCUCACGCAGCACAUGCUACGCGAUAUACUUCAAGGGCGCAAACUGUCCGCGCUCUCGGUUCAGGAACAACCGAACAAUAAUAACAGUAUACACAGCAACAACAACAACACAACAGCGGAUCUACUUAAGUCUCAGCAGCAGCAUCAACAGAGCCCUCAGCAGCAUCAACAGAAUAGUGAUAGUGCGCGUAGUGGAAUAGUGCAGAGUGGCGGAGAGGACAGUGGUGACGGGAAUAACCUCGUGAAUAACGCGAAUCACAGUGAUCGUGAUACCGUGAUGCCGGGCGAUGCCGAGGAUAGCGCCGAGGACGCAGCCGCAGCCGCACGUGCUAUAGAGGACGUCUUCACCGAAGCUGGUAUGGAGCCUGGGGCCAAUCUCGAUGGUUCGGACUGCGAACAGAGUUUGCCGCCCAGUCCCACGCAACCAAGGUCAGGGUCAGUUUCCGUCAAGGAGGAGAUACAGGACUCGUUGAAUAUCAAACGGAGCCCGAGUAACUCGCCUUGCCCGAUCGUGCCCAAAAUCGAAACGAAUUCGCCGACGACGGAAAUAAAACGCGCUCGUGUCGAGAAUAUUGUCAGCACGAUGCGCAGCAGUCCUGCCCUUCAAACGACCACGGUGAACGGUUGUAAAAAACGGAAACUGUACCAACCUCAGCAGCAAACAGUGCAUCACGUUCUCCAGCAUAGUGUCAACGACACGAUGAUGGACGACGAGGAGGAGAGCGAAGAGGAGGAGGAUCCUUCGAUGAUCAGGCAGAAACGCGAGGAGAAGGACAACCUCAAAAGUCAGCUGAAAAUGCUGCGCGAACAGUUGGUGAUAAUGCAGCAAAAGUACAUAGAGAUUUCGAGCAGAAUGGAACCGGACACGAGCGAGAGCGGCGAUGCGCCCGCCAGUCCUCAGCAGCAACCUCAACCACCACCACCGAGACCACCGCGACCUCAUCCACCACCGUACAACGGCCUUCCGGCCAUCCCACCCGAACACACGCACGCCACGGCAGCUAUGUAUCAUAUAGGACACAAAGCCUACCUCGAUCAGCAACACGCUGCUUUGGAGAGAAUGAAGCAACACCAGGAGGCUGCGGCGAGGCAACAGCAACAACAGCAACAGCAGCAACAACAACAACAGCACCAACAGCAACAACUGCAACGACAAAAUUCUCCACCACCCCCUCCGAGUCAACCACAGCAACAGAGUCAAAGCAAUACCGGCCCGUCCACGCCGCAAAUGCCACAAAUGCAAGCAACGAGUACGCCUCUUCAACAUAAAGACUUCCAAGAGAGGUUAAGUGUCUUUAGAGGUGCAGCGGCAGCGGUUAGCUCGUCGGGUCCUCAUAUCACUGGUGCGGAUUUGGAAGGCUUGGCGGAUAUUCUGAAAACAGAAAUCACUUCGUCUUUGACGAAUCUAAUUGACAGUAUAGUGACCAGGUUCGUGCAACAGAGGAGGUUUCUUGGGAAACAAAGCGAGGCGGCGCAAGUUGCCGCCGAACAACUAAACAAGGAUCUCCUUCUCGCGAGCCAAGUACUCGAACGAAAAUCGCCUAGGACGAAAGUAGUCGAUAGAGGAGCACCACAACCACCCGGUGGCCCAAACGGGCCACGGGGGCCCCACAGUGGCGGGCCCCCUCCUCCGCAAUCUACGGGUUUCCCUCAAAUCGGGCCCAUGCCUGGUGGCCCCCAUGGUCCUCAUUCUGGCCCCACGGAAAACAACCUUAAUCAAAUGAACCAACUGCCUCCGCACGUGAGGUCUAGCAACGCGAUCUUUCAGGCACCGAAACCGCCGACGAUAUACGCUAUGGCCUCCAUGCAGGCGCAGCAACAACAACAGCAGCAGCAGCAUCAACAGCAACGCGAGCACCAGCAGAGAGAACAGCAACAACGCGACCAAUACUGUAACAUGAGGAGCGACGAGAGAGAAGUCAGGGAUUCGGAACAGAACGAGGCCCUCUCGCUCGUGAUGACGCCCAAGAAGAAACGUCAUAAGUAUUUUCCUUCACAGGUGACGGACACGAGGAUCACACCGAGGACCGUGUCCAGAAUCCUGGCGCAGGAGGGUGGCUGUUCGCAAGGAGGCAGUGAGAGUCCACCGCCCCCACCACCACCGAGACCCUACCACGCGCCACCACCGAUGCUGCCAGUGUCUCUGCCAACCAGCGUAGCGAUACCAAACCCAAGUCUCCACGAGAGUCAAGUGUUCUCGCCGUACUCGCCGUUCUUCAACCCUCACACGGGUCAUCCUGGUCAGGUACCACCCCCGGGGCCACAUCACCUACCUGCGAGUCCUCCAGGUGGAGGCGUAGAACUCAGGGACUCCCCACCAUUACCCCAUCCGCCGGCUAUACUGCAUCCUGCCUUAUUGGCGGCUGCCCAGCACGGCAGUCCGGACUACGGACACCUCAGGAUGGACAGCAACGAUCGGGCGAGCGAAUGCAACUCUGGCGACAUCAGCUACGACGGAGUUCAGCCUACAUCGUCGACGCUGACGCCGAUGCAUCUGAGGAAGGCGAAGCUAAUGUUCUUCUGGGUCAGGUACCCGUCCUCGUCCAUCCUCAAGAUGUACUUUCCCGACAUCAAGUUCAAUAAGAACAACACAGCGCAGCUGGUCAAGUGGUUCUCCAAUUUCCGGGAGUUCUACUACAUCCAAAUGGAGAAAUACGCGAGACAAGCGGUUUCGGAGGGUGUGAAGAACGUCGACGACCUUCGAGUCGGUGGUGACUCGGAAAUCUAUCGGGUUCUCAACCUCCACUACAACCGAAACAACCACAUCGAGGGUCUAUGUUUGCAGGUACCGAGCAACUUCAGGUACGUCGUCGAGCAGACGCUGAAGGAGUUCUUCAAGGCGAUCCAGGGCGGCAAGGACACCGAGCAGAGCUGGAAGAAGUCCAUCUACAAGGUGAUCUCGAGGCUGGACGACCCGGUGCCGGAGUACUUCAAAACCCCGAACUUCCUGGAGCAGCUCGAAUGAAUCAGGAGGUCGCGUGGCUCUUGCUCUUCGUGGUGCGCGGGCUCAUCAGCGCUCGUCGGCUCCAGGUAAACAAAUAAACCAAAACAAACGGAAACAGAGAGAAGAAGGAACGGCCAGCGAGGAAGGAUCGCAUCCGUCAGGAGGUACACGUCCUUCGCGUGAAGCCGCGUUCAGGUAUCCUUAAACUAACAUAUCGCAGAACGGGCGUGAGAGAGAGAGAGAACGUGCGAGAGCGUUUAGGGGAGAUCAACGAAAGAAGAAACCGAAGAUGCAGCGCUCCGGAUGCGCGAAACGCCGGCGCGUGAUCGAGGGAAGAACCGAAACACUCGACGCACGAAGGCAUCAUCGAUCUUCUCGCCAAGGGACGAUGAGGAGUGCCGACGAAGGAUCAGGCUGUGACCUAAUCACGAGACGCGAACGUCCCCCGCGCGAGACGGGGGUGGAUCGUUGCUUUUAUUCGUAGCUUCGUGCCUUCGAUUCCUCGCCGAGCGUCCCCGUGUCUCGGCAACCUCGAGUUAACUAAACACGUCGAGGCUGCGGAACCGGUCCACCCUGUUCUCGUCGCGGGCGGACAUCAACCGAUAUAUAAAAAAUUAAAAGAACGACGGUCUUGGGAGAAAAGCGAAGAAAACAGGACGAUAGAGUGGUCAACGAACGGCAAGGAUUAAACACACACACUCACACACAUUAGCUUCGAGCGACGAGUAUCGUUUGGAUUUGUUGCGUACGGUUCAAGUUUACCGCCUAAUUUCUAAGAACACUCUCGUUUCCGGGACUAGGGACGUAAGGAACGCUUCGAACCGCGAGCGAAGACCGAGCGACGGCUUGAAACGCGCGAGGAUCGACGAUGUUUUACGGUACUGUUUGUCCAUGUUCUCGAAGUGCCGAUAAUUAUUGUCUAACGGCGGGAGCGAGAUCCGCUGGACGGAUCCUCCGCAGCUUCCGGUUGAGAGGCAGAAGAGGAGCCCUUCUCGUGGAUCUUCGGGAACGACUCGCGAGCGAACGCGUCGACUUUCGUCGCGAGUCGUUCCGUGCGCGCAAGAAACAACGAUGGCCAGUUUCGCACGGUAUUUUCGUCAACGCUGUACCUCGUGGUUUUUCAUUUUUCAACGGACCUCGUGCAUCGUCCUCGCGCGCAGCAAUCGCGUCGCUCGAUCGUCGUCCCCGGAAACCAUGUUUUCUUUCUAGCGCGCUCGCAACGACGAGCAGAGACUCGCUCCCGACGCGUCGCUGCGAGCGGACUCGAGGACGGCUCGCGCCGAAUCUUCGGCGCGACGCUUCUUAUUCCCUUAAACAGAAGCAACCAUCGUUCGAACGAAACAAUCAACUGGGAUCUCGAUCCUUUCUUCUUAAGUUGUACAUAAUUAUUUGAUGAAUAUCGCACCGUGCUAAAGUCGAACGGCGGGUUCGAGAUCGACCGUGAAUCAAUGCUUGGCUCGAUCGAACGGGAAAAUUGAUAAUGUAUAUCCUACGGUGAGAAUUCCUACGAUAAUUCUGGCAGAGAGCCUCGACAUUCCACAUCGGACGAGCGUGACGCGAACAUCGAACGCUCGGGCGUAAACGCAACGCGAUUCGGGAGUAAUCGAAAACCGUGGCUGGCGUUAUUUUUCAUUUCUCUCGGCGCGGGGGAAGGGAUUAUCACCUUUGUCGUUGCAACGGUGUUUUGCACUCGGUCCGAGAACUUCGCUCGCCGACGCGGGAAAACGAUUAUAACGAUGGGGGGGGGAUGGAAACGAAGCCAGAGAAAUCGCGUUGCAUUCGAACGAGAGAAACGGUGCGCGGAUCACACAUCACGCGCGAACAUUUUAUGUAGAAGAUGUUUUUAUUAAUGGUUAGUUGAUAUAAACGAGGUUAGACUAGUCGCAGAGUGACAGGAGUACGAGUGGCAGGGACGACAAAAGGGAAGGGCGUGUAUUUGGAAACCGGAUCCAAGCACCGGCGGCUUUCUUAAGCGUUAGACGAUUUAAUGAUAAAGAAGAAGAAAAAAAAAAAUGAAUUGAUGAUAGAGAUGAUAAUAAUAAGGGAAACGAAAUCACCGCGCGAAGUGUGUGGGGGAGAUAAAUUUGAGAGAAAAAAAGUUAAAUAACCGCGAGCCGGUGCGUAACCAUAUACAAAGUAGAUUAUUAUAAAAACGUAUAUAUAUAUACACAUAUAUAUAGAAAUAUAUAUAUGAAGAAAUUUGAAGGAGUAUACAUAUAUAUAUAUAUAUAUACAUGUAAUUGCGUGAAAUUAUAUGUAUAUAUAUUAGAGACUUAUGAAACGAAAGACGGAUGUUGGCGCGAUGAAAAAUUGCGCAAAAAGAAUGUGUGACAGAGGGUUAGACGCCCGUGUCCCCUCUUAUUCCUCUUGUACCCGACCUAUUACAUGAAGACACACGCGCACGCACACACCUCCAUACCACACCUAUAGACACACACACACACACACACCGUACACGCAUACACACGCGACACUCGACACGUUUGCACAACGAUGUGCUCGUACAUCGUGCAUACCACGGUUUACACGCACUCCGGCAAGCGCGAGAAAUCAGUUGCCGACGCCAAAGUACGCGUUCUUCUUACCCGCAGAAGUUUCUUUUCCGCUAGACGGUUUGUAGAUAAUUUAUCGUACGGUAAAAUAAUUAUUAUUAUAAAUAUAUCACGGGUGGUAGCGAGUCCUUGUAACUUAACCUACUUACCUUCUUUUAUUAUUACCUACCAUUAUUAUUCUCGCUAUUAUGUGCACUAUUAUUAUUAUUAUUAUUAUUAUUAUUAUUAUUAUCAUUAUUAUUAUUACUAUUACCAUCAUCAUUAUUAUAAUUAUUGUCGUUAGUACUAUUAUCAUUAGUGACGAAUAUUUCACGAAGACGCGACCAAUCGCAAUUAUCGUUGACAACCGAUUCCCUUUGAUUAAAAUAUCAUCCCCUAUUUGGUUUUAUUCGCGUCGAAUCCUUAGCUCAUCUCUUUUGCGUCGCGAGAAUAUCACGAGACGAGAGUAAACGCGCCGUUUCCUGUUCUCGAGAUCCUGUCGCCUUUUACGUGUCCUUUCUCCUUUUAUUAUAAGAAUAAUCCCAUCCUAAGACUCCUCUUACGCAGUCCUUGUCACCCUUCAAUAACGUAUCGUCUAUGUUCUGGCAUUUAGUUAUUAUUGUAUUUAGUUACUGUAUUACGACGAUUAUUAUUAUUAUUAUUAUUAUUAUCAUUAUUAUUAUUAUUAUUAUUAUUAUUAUUAUUAAGCAUGUAUUGUGCAGUGUACACAGCAGAGAGAAAAGCAAAAAAGAAAUACCACACGAUCACACACGUUUUUGUAAGCGGUGAGUCUUAACCUAGUCACGAGUCACUAUUUUUUAAUUUUAACGAUCAAUUUAUCGAUUAUUAUUUUAUUUAUUAUUUACGACAAUAAAAGCGAGACCAUUGGACCCGAGUUGUCUUUUUAUUUUCGUUCGCUUAUGUUUUUCUUCCACUCGACAAGCCACCCGGCGUCAUCCACGACGCAACCCCCUCAAAGAACCCAAUUUUAUCAAAAAGAAAAAAAAAAGGAAAAAAGAUCGUAACACAUAACGAAAAUUGAACAACACCCGGCGAAUCGUCUCGAAGUUUCGACUGCCGAUCAGGCCUAUCUGUCCAAACGAACGAACCACAUCUCGAGGAACGCGACGACAGACGUUCCCUUCGGCCGGAAACCGACGAUCGAGGGCGAGUCGCGGACGAAAAGGGAAACGGGGAAAGCUACGUUUAGGGGAUGUGGGAAAAAUUCGUAAAUUUCGACUCCUAGACGACUAAGAUUUAGUCGAGGCCUAAAAUUAGUGGUCUCCUUCGGCGCUGGCCUAAAGAUUUUUGGUCUAAACGGUAGACGUGGGAGAAUUGGUGGGGAACGCGUAGGAAAUUUCGAGGAAAACAAAGCGGGGAUUAGAUGAGAAACGUGCCUGCGUAGCCACGAUCGCUCGAGAUCACGAUUUCCGGUCCGAGGAGUCCCGCUCGCAGAGUUACUCGCGUUUCGUUCGGUUUCAGUUCCUACGUUACUCGCACCUUACAAAACAACCACUUUGCCAAGGGGGAAAUUUAUUAACGAAUCUCGAGGGAGAUUUAAUCUACGAAUCGACGAUUCGCGCUCGUUUGCGCGGGCAAAUGUGCUCGGCGAUAUAUUAAAUUUCUGCCCACGGGAAAAAUUCGGGCCGUUCACCCGCUGUUUGUUCAGCACUUUGAACAACGGAUCGACGGCAAGCGAAAGUAGCGUUUAAUUAGGCGAAAAAAGGAAAAAAGUGGAUUUUUAUUGAUGUUACGCGGAUCGAUAACGGUCGGAAAUCGCUUAUCGAUGAAUUAUUUGAAGAGUCGAGGGAAAUUAGUCUAAACGAUGUAUCCGUUGUGAUUUUUUGCAAGUUCGUUUGAUACUCUCCAGGUCUUCGAAUCAACGAUCGCAAUUCUUCUCAUUUCACGUUACACACAAGGGUUUCGCACACAGAACGCAUUCGUGGAUUAAACCGCGCUCGUUUGAGGGCGAAAUUCUCGCACAGCCUUACGCGUCAACAUCUUUCUCAAAACAAACCAUCCCCUUCGCAACAAAUACGAAUGCCGAACGGUCGGAAAAGGACCCUUGAAUGCCACACACUCGACGAGGAAGCCAAAUAAUCGUCGCCAUUCUUAUACUCCGUCACUAUCGCGACAGAGGAAAAUGCAGCCACCGACAGUAUUACAGUAUCACAGAACCAUAGAAUUACAGAGUUACAGUAACAGAGUCCCAAGGGAAAGGAUACAUCCGCCACCAACCAAUAGUAUCGAUUUGUUUCGAACAGCUCAAGCCGAACCGAAUUUGAACCGAUCACACGCUUACCAGAAACACAAAGCACCGCCAACAGUUGACCUGUAUGAUUCGAGCACCGAACACGAACGUCCGAUCGAACAAUCCAUUUUCGAAAAUCCCGAGUCGUCCUUCUCAUCGCAGACGGUUCACCGAGGACAAAGCAUUCGUCGCAGCGCGAUUCUCGCGGGUCGAGGACUCAUCGAUACUCUUUCCCCGACGAUCGAGGGUCCUGGCGCGAAGGACGAACCGCCACCGAUCACACGGUAACGAAUCGCGAACACCCGCUCGAGCCGAGACUGAGCGAACGCCACCCCUCAACUCGGAUCCUGAGAUCGCUGGAUCAUUGUUCACGCGACGCAGAAUGGAAUUGGAACGCCACGCGGCUACUUCCUGCCCGCGUGAAAAUUGAUUCGUGGUCUCGAUCGUCCGUUGGAAAGGAUCGAGCACCGUGAGGAUCGACGAUAGACCUCGAAAGGGUCGCACGAAGACGCAACUCGCAUCUUAGUGAUCGCUGGAUCCCUUUCGAAGCGACCGGAAGUCGUCGUUUUCGACUUCAUGGCGUUGGAAUCGUACGCGUCGUUGUCGAGAAUCGCGACUUUCUGUCGCGUGGAAAGGAGUCUCGAUCAUCCGCGGCCUCGAUCAUCCCUCGGACGGGAUCGAACACCAUGGCCUCGAAAGGGUCGCUCGAAGACGCAUCACGCAUCCGUUAACACGCGACUGGAAGUCGCGAUUUUCGACUCCGCGACGUUGGAACGCCCAUGCGUCGUCGCUCGAGAAUCGCGACUUCCUGUCGCGUAAAAAGGGAUCCCAAGGAUCGACGAACCUGGCCUCGAAAGGGUCGUUCGUGGACGUCGCGAGCGUCCCCUCGUGGCCGAAGGGGGCGUCGAAGUGGACGCUGGGCGUAACCGAAGAGAACGAAAGGGAUUUCCUGUGCCGACGAAAAACUUCACGGACAACACGAGUCCGCGCGAUCCUGUUUGAGGUACGAGACUAGUGGAGGAUGAAAUUGCGAAAGAAAGAGAACGAACGAAAGCCGAUCGACUCGCCGUUAUUACGUUUUGUGCAGCGGGGCCAAGGCACGGAGAACGAGUACACAGGACGAGACGAAAGGACUUUUUUCGAAUACGGAUGCACACGGGAGAACAAUAGAGAGAACUAGAGGUAGGGGAGAGAGAAACGAAUGGAAAUGGACGAAAACGUUUAAACAAAAGUGAUGGAAAAACGGAAAUAAUAAGCAUACGUACAUACCUAAACGCGUAAGUCUUAAGGAAAAACACUCUCACAUACACACAUGUGUAAGCAGAAUUAAGUAAUAGUAUUUAACGUUAACACUUGCAAGCUAUUAAUUAUUAUAUAAACGAUUAACUCAUGGUAAUUAAGCCAAAAAAAUAAAAAUACUAAAACAAAACCGAGCGGAAGGUCGUAAUCACGCUGCAGCGGAAGAGGAUCGAAAUGAAAUGAUACCCACUCGAGAUCGUAACGAGAUGAAAAAAAUUGAAACGUAAAGAAACAGAAACACACACACUAAUAAACUAAUUAUUAUUGUAUGAUUAUAUAUUAUUAUUACGAUUAUUAUUAUCGUCGAGUUCGAGAAUCGUCGUGAUCAAAAAAAAAAAAAAUUAAUAUUAAUAAUAGUAUGAUAAUAUAAAAAAAAAAACGUACGAAUAGGAGUUAAAAAAAAAAAUAAAUAAACGGUGAGCGAAUGCGGGAAAACUAGAGAGACUGAGAGAAUGUGGAAAAUCGUGAACGUUCGCGCGCGCUUGCGUUUCCGUAUAUGCGUGCGCGCGCGCGCGCGCGCCCGCGGUAGAGGGAGAAAGCUGAAUAUACUUCGAAGUACGUUCAUCGAGAAUAAUCAUUCCUCAAACUAUUAGAAACGUAAUUAGGUUAUAAAAACUUAUUAUGACGAAAUACGCGAUUACGGAGGAUAACGUGAGUUAAGGAGAGAAAGAGACAAAAAGAGAGGGAAGAUAUAUAAAGCGUUUUUUUUUCUCCGUAGGGUCUCAUCGCGCCUUUCGGAUUGGGCGCACGCGACGUUAAACUUUAUAGUCUAGGGACGCAAGGGAAAGAAGAUUUCGAGCGAUUCGAAAAAUGGAUACGUGCGACUGAGAUGGAAAAGUAUUGAGAGAGUUAGAGAGAACGAGAGGGGGAACGACAGCGAGCGAAAAGUUGCGAACGAAUGGUUAUGUUUUUAUGCGAGAAAGUGUGUGAGAGAGAGUGAGAGUGGGAGAGAGAGAGAGAGAGAGAGAGAGAGAGAGAGAGAGAGAGCGUGCGCAUGCGAUGAAAAUAAAAGCUGAGGAUUAAAAAGAGAUGAUUAAGAGAAAAGAAGAAAUUUCGAGGAGGAGAAUUACUGAUUGUUGACACUGAUUAAUGAGUGAGCAAACUUUCUGUGUGAUAAUCUCGUAGUACACGUAGCGCGUUAAGUCUACAAUACGUUUCGAUAGGGGAUUUUUAGGUGAGAGCGAUUAAACUUUUUAAUGAAAAAAAAAAUAAAAAAGAUGAACGCGAAGAAAUUGAUGUGAGGCGAAGGAAGAAGAACACGUGGAACCCUCCGGUCGAGGAUUUCGAGAGGCGCUUGCAUUGUAUAGUUUACCAAUACUUUGGGGAAAGAAAAAAAAAAAUUCGUCAACGGGGAUUUACCUGUCGGCAGUCGACAUAUCAUGUAUAUUAAAUAUCGAUUCCUGUGUUAAUUGGUUGCAGGGAGCCUCGACCGGGCCGUCGAUUACUCCGGUUCGGUCGAAUUAACGUAGGGAAUUAGUUCCGUUGAUUUAAGGAAUGUAGACGUUUGCAUUAGGACAAUUCUUCGUCCCCGACCGCGACAUUCGAGACGCUUUCUUCACGCUUUUCCGUUUACAGACGAACAGAGCAGUCGAUACUCCUGCCCUCUCGAUCACACACCGAACCCCUCGCGAGCCGCGUUAUUACGACUGGAUUGAUUUCUAUCUUGAUCGAUUGUUUUUCAUGCCUUUCGUUGAUACGUUACGGUUAAUCGUGCAAUAGAUUCCGUUUACCGCAAGUGACGUUUCUCAUUGUUUACCAAAUCGGUGGUCGUUUGUCCGGAAUCAGAACGGAAAUUACUCGUGUACGAAAUUUUUCAACGACGAAGCGACUAAGAUCGAGUGAAUUAGUUUAAGUAAAAGAAAAUACCCUUUGGCUGCUUUUCGAUGACUAUUUCGUGAAGGUACGGGGGAGAGAGAUAAAGCGAGAGUGAUGAAAAAAAUUUAAUAGAGGUAGCGAAAAUUCUAAAUUAAAGUUCCUAUCGCUUAGCCUUCUAGCUGAAAUCUUCGACGAGCGAUUUCGGAUAAACAACCCUUCCGUUCGCGCACGAGUACACUGAUGUCGCCGUUCAACUACCUCGAAUUAGAAAAAAAUCCACCGACGGCAACCCCUACCCCCUGACAGAGACUUAAAACGGCCCGCGAGGGGUUCGACGCCCCCUACAUACACGUUUCCGUUUCGUGGAUCGCGAACACGAGAGGCUGUCGAUACUCCAGCUCUCCAAGCACCGAAGAUCCCUCGAUUAAUCCCACGGUUGCCAAUCCCUUCGCGUCUCGAAUGUCUACGGAGUCGGUGGACGAAAAGAGAAAAAAAAAAGAAAGAAAGUUUCUUCUCGAGCCUCAGUGCUUAGGAGUAAACGAGGAACCUCUCGGAGUCCGUCAGCCGCGACCGAGGAUCCGUUCGAAAGUCGGGGGUUUGCGGGGGUGGGAUGGGGAUGCAGGGAUGCUCAGAGCGGGGGAAGGUUACGAGGGAUAGAGGUGCCGGAGACCGACGUAAAAAUUUUGGAACGGUGUAGAAGCGUGUAGGGAGCCAAGUGUCCUUGAUGCGACCGUCGUUGAAGCCACGAAAUCUCACGAUCUCAACAGGUGAUCUUUUUGUUUGGUUCGAGGAGGAGAAUCGGGAACGGCACGAUAUACCGGCAGUGGCGGCGCACAGCCGUAGGGAAAAGGGGAAGAUCAAGGGAACGUUAGGGAUAAAAGGAAGGUGGAGAGUUGAAAAUAAAAAAAAAAAGAAAAAGAAAAAAAGAAAGAAAGUCACGACUGAGAUAUGAAAUCCGCGCGAAUUGCGAUUUCGGAACUGAGUUCGGAGCCACGGGCGAUAGACGUUCGGCGCAAACCGAUCCUAGAUUGUGGGAGUGACAGAGACGCGUUCAGGGAGCGAAAGGGCCGAGAGACUGGCGACGGACGACUGGGAUAAUCGAGCGAAAGGGAAUCUGAGCGUGUGUGUCCGGCGCGCGAGGGACGAGCGAGUGCGUUGAAGAAAAAUUUGAAAAGAGAAAAAAACGAGAAGAAAUUAUACAGAGAGCGCCGACCUCCUUGGCUACCGGGAGGUCCGCAAUAUAUGUAUUGUAAAGAAACAAGACUAGUAAAUGAUAAAGUGAAAACGCGAAAUUUAGGCGAAAUGCUUGAAGCGAGGAGAAAUUAUUAGAUCAGUUGUAAGCGUAAGUUUAACGAGGAAUUUUCUCCCCCUCCUUCCCGCCCUGAAUCCCAAACCUUUUCGUGCACGAUACUUUUAGCGAUUCUUUCGCGAGAGCGUGAAUGCGUCCGUGUGAAAGCUGAAGCAAGAUUAUGUGCGUGACGAUGCUUUUACGUGGGUUACGUGUGAAUGAGAGACGAGGGAGAGAAUGAGAAAGAGUGAGAGAGAGAGAGUGGAGACGUGAGAGACAGGGAUGUGUUGCUUUUAUUUCUGAAAAAAAUAAAAAGGAGGAAUCGAUCGCGGAUCUUGCGAGUAUAAUCGAUUGCGGAGAGGCAGACGAUAUACACACAAAGCACUAAGAAUGGCGGCUAGUAAAAUUGUCGCUGUCCAUCCAACCCUUCAGCCGCCGAGUAUGAGAGCAACGAAUCACCAACGGGAAAGUUUAAACCUUAACAAGAUUGGAAUACAUUUCGAAACCUAUGCUUUUAGUUCGACUCGAAACAAAAUUCGGUGCAGUGGGACCUCCAUUAUGUGAACUAAUUGGUGAAAGUAACGAGUGGAUGGCAUUUGAUUUUACUUGAUAUUUAAGACAAAAAAUAGAUAUAAUUUAGAAAAGCGAGCUGUAUGCAUUGAAAUCGUUUUAGAAGCUGAAUCACAUAAUCUUGUAGCUGUUGUGUGCAUUUGCUUUAAAUACUUUAAAUAUUAAAAAGUUUUUUAAUUAUUGAUUAUUAAUUAGUCAUUCCGAAUAGGUUUCAUCCUAUAAAAGAAAACACACAUACGGUAACGUGAUAGUAGAUAAUACAGUUCACAUAAUAGAGGUUUGACGAUAUUUAUCGUCUUCCCAGACUAACGAUUAAUUUGCGUAUCGUGUUGCGAGGUAUAUUUCGACUGGACGUCAAUUACCUUCUCAUCGACAGCGAUUGGCAACGGAAUACACCUUCGUCCCGAAGCUGAAAGAGUCGUACCUUUAAUCCUCCAUCGAUGGUCCAUCGCAACACGUUCUCAAUUUGGCAAACACGUGCCCGAAACCGAUCCCAAGUCAGACCUCCGCACGAAUCGUUCCGUUGCGAGACUUCUUCCUCGACCUUCGACGCCGAUUUCCCCGAUUUUCAUCGUCACUCUCAUCUAGCGAUCUUCCGACAGAUCCAACCGACUUCUAAUUUAAUCGUUGCGAUAUAUAUCCCCCGCGUCUGGUGAACGAGUCGAGGGAUCCGUAUAAAGAAAGAUGUUUAGGUGAAUGAACGUGCGUGUACCCGAGAAGAGCACACACGAGACGAGAAUGUGUAAUAUGUUUUUAGGUGUCUGUAUUCCUGGAGUGUAUUUCUUGCGCAUACGUCUCAGCCAGCGAGUCGCGUUAGGUUAUAUACGUAUUAUCGUGUGUAGGGAAUCGUAGGUGUAUUAAGGUUAACAUUACAUACAAAAAUAAAAAUAAAAAAAACAAACAAAACAAAAGAUCUUCGUGGAAGAGGUGAGAUGAAUACUUAUUUAGUAAAACGAUGAAGCGAAGACAAGCAGUAGCAAAGCAGAGCAACAGAAAACAUGCAAACUACCUACGUUGAUGUGUGAGGAUGUGAGCUAGAUCGCCGCGUUGAGUCCAAUGAAGUCCUCAGAGAUAAAUAUUACAAGCGCCAGACCCUCCGCAGAUUUGAGGUGAAAACACAGAGACACGCGACCCUGGACACCGUGUCGGCCAUCUUCGUCGCUCCGGGACAAGCAUCAGGGGUUUAUAUAGUCUUUAAAGUAUCACGCCAAAAGUCAGACAAUACUUUGAUAAAAUAAAUGUUAGUCGUUAAAAGUAAAAAAAAAAAAAAAAGUAAUAAUAAAACGUUCGUCGAUGGCGACGCGCGCGUGCCACGACGAGGCAAAGAUUUCGAGCGGAAAUAUUUUUUUCGAAAGGUGUACCGAUAAUCGUCAGGGGGAUAUAAAAGUAAAAAAGCGACACGGGACGACGAACGAUGACGCCGACUUCUGCCCGGUCAGCUGGAACGUCUUGUAAGAAUAUUGUGGGAAUUGUUUUUCUGCGCCCCGACCGGCUCGAAGAUAUUUCGGGCCGCGGCCGGGGUAACCUGCACAAGCAAGUACAUUUUCGGCUUGGUACCUCUGUCUCCGCUCGCCGGGAUACUUCGCGAGGAUUCCUCUUCGGCGCCUCAGCGUUCAGUAUAUCUCACAGUACAGUCCUGCAAUCAGGACCAUACAGUUUUUACAAGGAUUUAGUUUCAAUUCGAGCGACGCAAUCGUAAGACAAUCCAUUUUGCAUUUGAAAAUUUGAGAGCUAAUUGAUUUAACGCGAAAGAAAAUUUUUGAUGGUAGAUAUUUAGUGAUGCUUGUUUUAUAUUUAAAUUCUCAAAUAAUAAAAUACUACCUCGGUACUGAAUAACAUAGCGACUAUUUCGUUAACAUUUAAUCGUAGAACUGUCUCGAAGAACUUGAAAAUGUGAUUUGUUUGAGUUUUAUUGCCUCGCAGAAGUAAUUUCUGCGCACUUUCUUUUAUGAAUUUUAAAUACAAUUCGAUGGACAUAUAAAUAUAAUUCAAAAUAGUUAUUACUCUUUGGAAUCGAAUGAAGCAGUUCUCGAAUCAAAUACUCUAUUCUUCGACGGCGUCGCUCGGUACAGUUACAACCGGUUUUCUUUACAGUAAACGGAAAUCACGGGUGCCGGUCGUGCAUACUCCGACCCGCCCGAAUCACCGCUGGCGAUCGUCGCCUGCAAACGCGAGACAGAGGUCCUGGUUCGUAAACCUGCCUACUUUUCACGCAUUACGAUAUUUGAUGACUAUGCCACUUUCGACACGAGGACAUUCCUUUCGUACGUUUUACCGGCGUUUUUCUUAGUUCGCUUUCGACACGAGAAGUUUCGGAUCGAUUCAUUGCUGUCCUAGGUUGCGCACAAGACGACACACAGAAACGUGGCGCGGCGCGACGUUCCGCGGCGCCGCGAAUCGACGUCGCGAGACGUCUCGUUCGCGACGGAGAGUAAAGGAAAUUCCGUUUUUCGGCAAACACCAAAAAAAAGUAAACUCAGCUCGAAUGGCGGGCGGGAACGUGCGAGCGCGACGAGCACCGACACGCGGCUGCGUUCCCGUCGCGUCAGCAAACCACACAACAGUUAGUGCUCGGCAAGGCGAAGUGCAUCAAUCGCCUAGCAGCACACCCACACACACGCGUACAACGACACAACCGUACACGUACGUAGAGGGACACGAUCACGCUCUACGCAAACGCACGCACACAGCCAUACAAACGACACAGUCUUAAACACAGUCACACUAACACCCGCCACACUUACACGCAGUUUCGGCCAGAAUCUAAAAGACACAUCAAGGAAAAAAGUACAAGUUUAUCACGUUGCGCCUUAAUGUUAAAAUUAAAAGUUGAUCAAAAGAGUGGAAGAAGAAAAAAAAUAAUGCGAAGCGUAUUCUUAACCAAAAUCGGCCUUAGUAUAUACUUUUCCGGGGCCGGUCUGGCGACCAGCGACGCGCGACCUUCCCGUCACGCCCGAACACCCUCUUCCCACCCACCCACCCCCUACCCCACCCCCAACCCCCAAAAAAGACCCCUUUCUCUAGAUUGUAUAAAUGAUAUAUUAUAAAUAUAUGUAUACAUAUAGUAUUAUAUCCGCCGGCGGCGGGACGUAUCGAAACCUCGCAGCUAACUCAGCAAAAAAAUUAACCACCGAACCAUCGAACGAUUUAGGGAAAAAAUGAAAAAGUUUUAAGGGAAAAAGAAAACGAAAAAAAAAAGAAGAACGGAAAAUAGUCUUCUCAGUGCCCGCCGCGUCUGGGUCGGAUUCGAAAUUCUUACGGUUCGCGUCCACGUCGGACGGGGAAAGCGGACGCGUGAUCGCCGCGAGCCUAAGUGCGACGUGGACACGAGACCUGUCUUUCAAAGUUCCCGUGAACCUCGAUCGCUGGAAGGUCGCCGGUCGAUCGUCGCGCGGCCCGAACACUCCGCUCCUGCAAACCCCCCCGCGAUUCGUCCAAAACAACCCCCUUAUACCUGUACGCCCCUCCUCGCCCUCCUACCCCCUAAAAAAGAAUUCCCGUUCCCCAGAAAAAAGUCCGCUCGAAGAACGUAAAAACGAGCGACGAGAAAGUAAAAAGUGGAAACACAGCGAACCAGAAAACCCAUCCGUCAGGCGAGAGAAAGCGAAGGGGAAAGACGAUAGACGUUUCCUUUCUCGCGUCAGCGAAGAAAAACACUUCCUGCAUUGUGAAACUAAGCGACGACGCGAGUGGACGGGUCACCCGAGAUAAUUAUUCUAAGGACUCUCGUCUUCGGACGGGGGACGCAAGGUGGAUUGACGAUUACGGUGCUAGGAGAGGAAGGGAGAGACGAAAGGGAACGUGGUCGGAAGACGAGGAUGAUAGAAUAAUUGCGAACGGGGAGUGAGAAGCAUCGAAAGGACUCGACUGUCGACUCGCUGUUUCCCGCGGCCGGGACUAAGGAAAAUUUGCCAAAAAUCCGAGAAUAAUCGAAAAGCUUUGCAGUUGAGAAAGCGAGAGAAAGGGAGUGAGAGUUUUAAGAGAGAAAGGAAAGAGCGGAGCCGAAGAGAUAUAUCGGGCAUCGAGGAGGGAUCGACCACGUAUUAUCUCGUAGCGUAGAUCCACGAUAUUCGUCGUCAUCCGGUUCUUUGCGAACGUAUCUCCGAGAGACUCGACUACGACUCGAUAAACGAAGAUGGACGACGAUCUUAAUUCGCGCAGACUGCCCGUUCUGAGCUCGUGACACGGAGAGCCAUAUCAAAAAACGAAAAUCUAAGAAUCGAUUCGUAUCAAUUCCAUUGGGUUUCCGGCUAUUAUUUCCGAAAAUUGGACAGCAUUCUCGAAACACCGAGUAGAAAAGAAAGUCUCUUAAUUUUUUCCGUAAUCAAACAAUCCGAAACGUCCGCUCAACCCGAAGCGGACCACCGCUGCUCUCCGUGUGCGCUUCCAGCCGCCGCGAAAUCGAGCUCGUCCAGCUCACGUACCGAUUUGUUCUCGAAAAUCGACGACUAGCAAGCCGAGGAUCAAGUGUUUUGGAGCGAUCGUUUCGGCAGCCUCCUGGUAAAACGUUUGAAAAUUCGUCACGGACGCAAGCAUCCGCGAUAGGAUCCCAUAGAAACCCGCCUUCAAAUCCUCCGUAUAGCACACGCGACGAUCCAACCGACCCGGUCCAAUCCGACAGAUAUACUAACCGAACCGUUCCAACGCUAGCAACGCUGAACACGCGAUGCACCGUACAAACAUCGGCGAUUAAUCGCAGCUGACACACAAACGCGCCACCGCAAAUCAACCAUGAGAAAAAUAAAAAUAAAAUAGACGUACCAGGAAAAUGCGAUAUCAGCCUCGACGAGGCGUAAUGCCCCGAAAACGUGCAGCGUCUCGGGAUCUCCCUUCCACGAACAGCAGAGAGAGAGUGAGAGAGAGAGAGAGAGAGAGAGAGAGAGAGAGAGAGAGAGAGAAGAAAGAAACAGACAGCUUGAUCUUCUACGAAUUAGUCCUCAGUGUACAUAGUUAACGAUAUCACCGGUAGAUAAUAGUUCAGACAGGCAAUAAUCGCAAAGGAGCAAUUAUUGUUCGUUCGUCCGAUUCGUCGAUAAUGUGGACGGGAAUAAUCAUUCCAAGGAGCGAUAAUAGCGGCACAUCGACGGGAAUCACGACGGUGUCGAAUGCAACUGCACCGCGACACGCAGAUCGAUAAACGCGGCUCGACAUUCUGCCGAUACCAUAACCGAUCGACCGAACGGUUUUCAUUUUUUUACGCGACAAACGUUCGUUUAACACGUUUCCGGGCGACAUCGACGCCCGAUCGAUAGUAACAUCGGUAGUAUUGUUCGUUUACAGAGACACGUCGAAGUCCGUUCGACGCCGGUUUUCCUUUCCUACCUCAAGCGCCGAUUUCUUCGUUUCCUACAAGAGGAAAGAGGAUCGGCGCGAUUUAAUCGUUCACGAAUUACUUAGUUAGCCGAUCUUGUUCUCUCCGAAAGUAAUUGGUAAAUUCGAGCGCAUUCGGCUCGUCGAAUACUCCACGGAUGGAGAUCGAGAUCUCGAAACGAUCUCGAUCCUCGAUGUGGCGUCGAAGAAUUAGCCGCCGGUCGCAAAGACAAGCAAAAGGUAUUUCUCACGUCUCACGAGCGGGACAGCAUUACGUAUCGAAGCGGCGAGCAUCGUACUUCCGGUGGUCGAUCCGCGAACCGGGGAGCCGAGGAUGUGCUGAUAAACGAGACGCCUGCGAACCAGGAUCGUCGAGCGAAGAGAGUGGGGCCACGUUGGAAGAUGACACACGGUCGCCGGCCACGAAACGGCGACCGACGUUAGCCGAUUUCUCUCGACGCAUACCGCGAAAAAGUAACCGUAGCAAAUCAGGAAAACGCACAGCACUGGAGACUGCAGAGAGCGAAAAAAAAAAGAAUGACGAAAAAUGGGAAAAUAAAACGAAACAAUAUGGAAAGAUAAAUAAUGGGGACAAAAAUGAAAAUCAAAGAAACACACGACCACCGAUUCACAAACCCGACAGGUAGAGAAAAAAAUAAAUACAUAUAUAUAUAUACAUACGUAUGUGAAACGACAGAAAACAGACGAGGAGAAGCUUCUCCUCGCCGAUCGAAACUAUAGUUUAGCGAGAAACCUUGCCACUUGCAAUUCGUUGAAAACGCAACGCGUUCUGAGCAAUUCGUACGACGUGAAAACGAAGGAAAACUGCAAACGAGGGAGCGUGUGUGUGUUUUAGAGAGAAGAGAGAAAGUUUGUGUAUGAAUGUGCGUGUGCAACAGGGAGCGAGCGUGAGUGUGAUAGCAAGCGAGAGAGAUAAAGCGAAAGAGUUAACAAUUCCGAAAGUGGAAAGAAGAGGAGAGAAGAAAAGAACUGAGUGAACGGGAAGGAGAGCUUUUUACAUAGGUGGUCAAAGAGCGAGGUGGUAGAGAGAAAGGGCGAGAGAGAUAGAAAGAACGGAAUGCGUGACUAUUUAAGAGUAAACGAAACAAAAACGAAAAACAAGCAGAAAAAAAAAUUGCAAAAUUCACGGAAUCGCUGGAGAUUCGCUAUUCGACUUUUUGAUUUUUCGCAGAUUUUCGCGCGGGACAACAGGUGCGUCCCCUCCGAGAUCCCAAAUCCCGCCCCCACCCCCUCCCCACGCAACCACCGCUAAAACAAGAUUAAACGGUAAGAGCCACUUUCCGACCCCCACCCACCCUCGGUAAAUCCUUUCCAAUGAAAAAAAAAAACAGGAAUAAGGUUUGCUUCCAAGAAAGAAUAAAAUAAUAAUAAUUAUACUAAUAAUAAUAAUCCGUACGCGUUAUCGAAACCUAAUAAAAAAAAAAAAACUAUAAACUACCUAACAAUAAUUAUUAAAAGGGUUAAGAAUAUCGAUUAAUUGAAUUAUACCUAACGAUUAAUUAAAGUAAUUUAACGACUAAUAACACUUAUAACGAUAAUACGAUUAACGAUAUAUAGUAUAAACGGUACGAGGACAACCCGAUAAAAACAUGGCGGCUAACAAACAAUCCACCGAGACGAAGCGAAACGACAAUGAAAUCGGCCUGCCCGAAUGGGGCGGUGCCGAUCGAGCGUGACGUUGAUCUUUCCUCCGAACGAUCGCGCUCGAGUUCCCUCGUUCGAGUGUUUCGACUCGGAACAUGGCCGAUUCCGCGACGCCCGCCGCGGCGCUCGGCGUCGCGUAUCCGUUCUCGUCGGGUUCCCUCUCGUCUAGGUGGUCGUUUCUUACCCAUCAUUUAUACGCUAGCUUGUAACUUGAGACUUAAGUAUAAUGAGAAGAAAUGAAAGAAUACACACUCACACACACAUACAAGCAUUAAUGAUACAUAACGAUAUAAUUAUAUUAUUGAUAUAACUUACGAUUAUGAACUAUCCUAGUGGUAUUAUAUGACGACAUAGUUGAUUGAUCUGUUUAAUAUUGAAUGUCUGUAGAUCACGGAGCGUUUGGAACUCUAUGCUACCCGUCGAGCAGCCCUCGAAAUACCCAGCUUUGCUCUCCCUUGCUCCGAACCCCCUCAACCCAUCUCCCCCAACGCCCUAAUAUACUCCUCCGCGAUCCCCCGUCCCGACAUCACGCAAAUCAUCACUAUCGACAAAAAAAAAAAAAAGAAAGAAAAAGAAACAAACAAAGAAAGAAUAACCGCGUAUCACUUGAAACAAUCGACCUAAUCGUACCCCCAUUCGAACAAUUGGACCAAACCACGGAAACCGAACGAACAAUUAACCGAAUCGGCAAAUUAUCUAAAUCGAAAAUCAACGAGAUCGAAUGGACAAAAUUUAAUGUUGAAAAAACGCUGGAUUAAAUUCUCUUUCUUCGUCUACGAGUAGACAGGAGAGUUACCUGUCGCGCGAAGGAGGGCUCCCGAUUAUCAGAGCGUCAUUGGGAAACGAAUAAAACGUUUCACUCGAACCCUUCGAGGAUGAACGAUUCAAUUGAGACGAUUGAUAUCGCCGAUGGUGCGAAUGUUUCAUGGAAGGAUGCGCGCAGAAGGCGUUCUGCUCUUACAACCGGAUUUCAGUUUUCGCUCCUUUUUAACCGACUCGGCGCCGAUCACACGGCGCCGCCCGCCAUAGUACGUAAACUCGAGGACAACUGGUUUUAAGUUUUCGAAUCGAACAGGACGAUGCAAAUGGUUCACCUACGCAAUAGUAAUCGAGGGGGUCGCGAAAGCACCCCUCGCCGCAAACAGCCUUCAAACAGAGCACAUCCACGUGGAAACGACAGAUCGACACCCGACGACUUUGAAACGAAUCGAAUCGUUUAUGUCGCUUCGACGCGCGACGGAACGAAACAACUAGAACAAUAUUAGUGAAAUUAACGAGGCGGAAGUCCUCCAGCGCGGUCACGUAUCGUCCGCUAGCCGAGGGAAUACAGCAGAAUGCGAGGCCUAGAAAGGAACAAUUCCGCGAGAAACUCCUCCAAGCCCUCUGCCUCUGUUUUAUAAGCACCGCGCGCCAACUCGGCGUCCGUCGAUAAGAAUCGAUAUACACACCUUAGGACGUCGAUUCUUUUCGAUCGACGUCUCCGACCAUAGAAUUGUUGUGUUUACGUUUUUCCUAGCAAGUAACUUCUUCGUGUAAGGCGACCGUGCUCUGCCAGCUGUGCGUUGCCUUCUUGGACACUCCAACGACUCCUACUCCUUCUGAAAGGGGUGGACUUUUAGGAGAUUCCUUCUUUUAAAAGUGGAGUCAUUGGAGUUCCAUCGAAGUGGACGCGACAGGUCGUCUCGGUCGCCGCGAUUCUUUGUACAUUCACCAGUAUGUUCGUUGCCUCUUCGAUGAUUGAACGAUGUUUUUUCUUAUUAAUGAUGUUUUAUUGCUAGUAAGUUUUUUCAGACGUCCGUCUCGCGCGCCCCCUCUUCGUCCUACGUUCCCGCGACGGAAGACGCGCGGUACAUUCGCGACGAGCCUCCGUCGUGUAUGUGAUAAAAUAGUUACGUUCUGCUGUUUACCUCGAUUGAUUAUUUCGACUAUUGACUCGUUGAACCGAUACGGAGACGGGGCUCGAUCGCGGCCGCGAUCGAUCGAUUCCUUCUUGAUCGAAUUCGCGUCGCGGGAACGGGAAGCUGGGGAGCGCCGAACGGCGUCGAUCGCCGCUUGGACAAAUCCGCGUGUUACGGAGAAAUCCAGCCGGAUGUUAUAUAUAGAUUUUUGCCGUUAUCAGAGGGUGAUACGGACAGUUUUUGGGGAUGAAGUUUAAAUGAAUCGGGGACCUCUAGGAGCCGCGCUUAGGUUAUCCGUGGAACCGUCUUGCGAACGCGUCGAUCGUUCACACCUUUCGCGAUUUCGUUCUUUCGAGGCGUCAGGCGCCACGCCCGAUCGUUGUUGAUUGAUCUGAUGCAAACGAGCGACGUUUGAGUCACGGUAACGAUACUUGAUCACGGCGUUUUGCGACGCAUGGCGCGGCUGCACCCGCAGCGACGCGGCCCGUUUUGCGUUACAACGCGACACCGUAAACUUGAUUCUAGACCGAUCGAAGGGUUCCUGUCGGUUCUAUGUGCUUCCGCACAAGUGAGCAAUGUUUCCCUCUCCGACGAAAUUCUGUCAAGUUCAGAGAACGAUGAGAUACACGUUAACACGAGAGCACACGCACGCUCGAGCUACACGACACCACACACGCAGACUCUACUCGUUAAGAUCCCGCUGCUCCGAGUCCAUGUUCUAGUGGCCUGUUUUAGCUAUUCGACGAUGACCACCGAGUGACCCAGCCUCCGUUGACCUUCGAAAACGAUUCCAAAGACGCGACGCGACCGUCGACCUGGGAUUUAGUUUUGCAAACGCGUUGCGACCGAGGAUCGAGCAGAAACACUUAUUUACUUUACAGAAUAAUCUGCGAUCGUCGUUGAUACUCCGACUGAUCCAGGCUCGCAAACUUUAUCGAAAUUCCCACGAAACAUAUGAUUUCUUCCCGUUUCGAUCGCGUUACUACACUCUCCCUGUGCCUUUACGAUACUUUACGAUCUGUCGAUCCUCGGGAAACGCGAAUCCGGGUUAUCCGCCAAUCUCCAUAGUCGGGACUCUCUGUAUCGAGAGGCCUGAGACGUUUCAGGCGACCGGUUUUGAUUUCUCAAAGACACGAAAACGAUCUCCACUCGUCUUCGCCGUAAUCGUUGAGAUAGGCCUCACCACAUGCGACUCGAAGCACAAACCCCCGAGAAACUUUCAGUUUGGCCUUGGGCAAAGUCAGGCGAGCGUCGGACCGGCUCUCAAUUUUGAAAUAGCCAUUUCGACGAAAAGCGAAAAAAGUGAACAGACCCCCAAAACCCGACGCAAUAGAGGAAGGCAACCGGAUCAAAAUAACCGUCACACGAAUCAACAGUUUCUCGCGCGGGGCCCGGCCGCGGCUGCCGCCAGAUAUUUCCGCUUUAGACAAAUGAAAAUUAAGGUUAUCCUUGCCGCCACACACACGCCCCCAUUCCCUGCUCCUUCACCUCCUCCGCUCCACGUCCGCUCCCCGUACACUUGUCUAAGGAGCUCCACGAGCCGCAAACCCCAGAGGAUAUCCACAUAAUUUUAUUAGAUGCGGCGGCCCGUUAGCUUAGAGGGAUAGGUGCAUAAUGCCACCCUUCGGGCCCGCAACGAAAAAUCGCCAGGUUUGCCGCGGCCACGCAAGCGCGUGGAAUCGGGUCCCGCGCCCAAUCUCACUCACAGCACACACUGGGCCGACUCGUCCGAUAGAAUGUGCCUUCAGUGUUGAUUUUAUACGAAAAAAAUACUAAAAUUAUACAAAGGGGCCCGACAUAGACCGAACGCCCACCCAAAGCCUGACUGGUGCUCGCCCGCUGCCCGUUUUCGUCAUCCUAAACCGGUCUGAGACAUACAUUCACAGAAACACCAUGCGCUCGCGCUCGUACACGAGCCCCCCCACCCACCCCCCGCCCACGGAUCCUCGGACGAGAUCAGCGUCGUCGCGACGCCGAGACGUACCCGCGCGUCGAGCGGUGCACGAAUCUCGGUUGUUCCUUGCGGAGGAUCGCGUUCGUUUUGCCAAAGAGACGACUGUUUCGACGACUGGUGCACAAAUUCAAGAUUCAAGUAGACUGCCUCGGAACUACGUUCCUCAAUCCUCCACGACCGGGAACGCCGCGAGGGUUAACCGAAUUUUCCUUUCUUUUCGUACUCGGACGAUCUACGAUCGACUACUCGCAUCUGGGACCAGAUUCAAAAAGACGUUAUACAUUCCUCUAGCGUUAGAUGGGUCGUCGAUGGUGCCUUGCCACGUUGCGUACCGAUGAUUGUACCAUUCCGAUAAACGGAAAUUUGCUUCAUCAAUCUUGACACCCGAAACCAAUAACGGAGACUAAACGCUUCGAACGGUUCGAGUAUCCUUGGUCCGCAACGUGCUACCCCCGAAUCGAGUACUCCGCGUACGAUUACCGAUACCACUCGGGACGCUCGCCGUCUCGAUUAUCGCGCGGUUGCUCGAAGAAGACUCGCCCCCGAGACCAAGACCUGUCGACACCGUCGACGACCAGGAGCCUUGAAUCGUGGACUCGACUCGACGAACUCAGAAUCUCGACGUCUGCGACGCCGCAGGUCCGAAACGAACCUUCCCGAGGCGCUCGUUGUCGUCGCGAGCGCAAGAUACGCACCCUGUUGCACGCGCACGCGGACCCACACCUACACUGAUACACGCCCGUGCAUCCGUGCGCAGGUAAAUGAUACACCUACACGUACACACGCGCGUACAUGCUCGCAGAUAUAUCCAUCCACGCCCCAGAAAUCUACGUUUUGGUUGAUGCAAGGAGUUCGGAACGCUGCUAUGCACCGAUAACACACACGUAUAUUGAUUAAAUUACUAUGCGAUAAGUAUACUUACAUAAUAUAUAUGUGUACUAUGGUCUCUCCCACUUCCCAGUCAGAGUACCCCAGAAAUGUCGCGCGGCGAUCGGCCAGGGCGAUCGUUGACCAGCGAUCGCGCGCGCAGCUCUCCGAUCUAUGGCGAUCCGUCGCCGUGAUCCAUCGGGGACGCGACCGGGAUCGAGGCCGAACAAAACGGUAUCGACUCCCUGCGAUCGUUCGUCGACACCUGGAUCGACGCGCGACGCCUCCCACACUUUCCAACUGCCCGGGAUCCCCGACGUGCCCCCGACACCUGUCCCAACACACACACACACAGACACCACCCUGACCCCCUCCACCAACGUCCCCGGCCCCCAAAUACAAGCGUAGAAUUUAACCACAUUAACUAUGAAUGACGAGAAGCUACGUAUGAGCUAACUAACUAACUAACUAACUACAAUUAAACUUACUUAAUUAUUAACAAUUAAACAAGCAGUAAAGCAGUAUAAACAGUAAACGCCCAGUAAUCAUUGAAUUGUGUGUCGACAACUACAUACUAACUACCUACCGUAUAUCGAAGUAAUAGCCGUAUGUAAAACGAAAGAAAAAAAACUUGUAUUCUACCAGUUGUAUCAGCCAGUCCAGUUCUAAUAAGCAAGCGAUUAAAAGUACCCCUUCCCCGCCCACCCAACCCCCCCCCGAAACCCACCCACCCGUCUACAAACACCCAGUUUUAAUGAUCUCCCUGUCGAUCCACCAGGCUCUCCCCUUCCCUCUUUCUGUGUCCCCCCUUACACCCCUUCACCGGAUCAACCAAUUACUUAACCCGUUCUUCCGAUAAUCGUCCCGACCUAAUUACCAAUCUAUCCGUCUCCUUCGACGUAAGUAACCUGCAGAAUUCUACCCGGUGCCCACCCUUCGAACCCGACCCCAAGCUCCUUUACCGAUUCCCUCGAUCCAGUCCGCCCCGUCAGACUCCCUCGUCACUUCCAACGGUAAUCCUGCAGAGUAAAAGUACAGUAUAACCCAGUCAGUAUAAAAGUGAUCCGCCGGAUAAAAUAAAAAAAACAUACAUGAUAUUUACCAUUAGUGUUUUUUCGUAGACAGACAUAAUAAAGAAUGGAAAACAAAGACUUCGUUUACGAUUAUACGCACACGUGUGGGGAGACCAUGUAACUUUAGCUCCGCCGCUCAUCGAGCCGUCCGCGGACCGCGAUCAACGGAUCGCGCGAGUCCGUACGCGCCUUGGUUCGAUCGAGGCGAUCCAGGAUCGAGACCGUCGACGUCCAACCGCGACGCGUCGAUCAUCGGCGAUCCCCCGAUCGAGAACCAUCGUCGCGUGGAACGCGUCACGGCUGUCGCGAUCGCGGCCGCGGACGCGCAUACGCCCCGAAGCAACACAGCUGAUAUUAGCAGCUAGCGCCCUUUUCGAUUCCCCGUAACCAGUGUCCCUCGACAUCCUCUCCGUCAUCCAACCACCCCCCAACCGCCCCCACUAACCUAACUCUAAAAGAAAAGCGACGUAAGAAGCCACCCAAGCCACCCCGAACCCUAAACCCCACCUACCCACGCAACCCUCGAUUCCCUACGUGUUGUAUUAUCCGUUAUUUUCGAUAUAAUAUUAUAUAUAGUAUACUAAUGAUAUUUAAUGAUAAUACGACGACGAUAAGGUAUGGGAGACGUUUGGUCACACACAAAAGUAGGACACUACACGGAUUACGCCAUCCUCACACCACUAUUCUGAUCGACACAGACGAGGUACACGUUAUAUUCGGACACAUACCGUACACACGCCAUACACGUACGUACAUACACAUUUAUACACGCACACACGCACAAGAUAAAUUCCGUACACGAAACCUACACGCACACACGACCAUUCUAUACCACACGCAGCAUACGUGACAGAUGGAAUACGUACACGCAGCUACACACGCAUACGGCCAUGCACAUCUACAGAUACCAGCAGUAAUAGACAGACGUAACAGGAAAUAAAACAAAAAAAAGUAAAACCGUAAGAAAAAUGAUUACAGAAACACUAGUUGCCGUGCAGUUUGUCAACAUAACAAAAGAAAAAAAAAAAGUAAUGCAGUAAUGAUAACCACCGACCUACCCGCGGGUCCGCUUCGUUCUUGCCCCGAAGAGACUGAGCCGCGCGUACUCGCGACGCGCGAUCGAGAAAGAUCACACACGCUAUACGCUGGCCGGUCGGAUCCCUGGUUUUUCUUAAUCCCCGCUGACGAGGACGAAACGUCCGCCACCCGCUUUCCUCGUGGCGCGUACCUAAACCGCCAGUCGACCGUUUAUAACCGCGCAGACGUUCGACGACGACCGAAGCGAGACGGCCGCGCGGCUCAGGCCUCAACGAUCGGGGCUGAAUCUGCCUCAAGCGUAGCUGAACGUUUUUUGUACAGGAUUUAAACGAUGAUGCAUAAACUGGAUGUAAAAUCUUGAGUUACAGAGCAGCACUAUACAUACCACACAGAUGAUGUAUAUAUUUUUACGUUACAGAAUAUGCCUGCGCUACAGUCAGGCGCCAUAAGACUGGUUCUCAUUUCCCACGAAUACAAUGCGUAUAUACAUGCCACAUAAACUUUAACCGAAGAAAACAAAAUGACCGAUAUAUUGUAAUGUAAAACUUAAUGAUAUUUGUAUACAGUAUACCGCCUGGUAUCACAACACGGGGGUUAAACAAACACGCCAUGGUCAAACGAGACUGGGGCUGCCCGCUCGCAACGACGCGGAUUUUCGGCACUCGACCGAACUGAUACGAGCCGGGUCGAUCUUAGCGGGACCAUCUGAAAACAAAGGGAAAGAGUGUCAGAGACGAACGUCCUUUUAAAUGAAGGAAGCCUAGACGCGUGACGAUCGGAGAAAUGCCGAGAGAGAUGGUCGCGCCGGGCAUCGACUCGUCCCUCGGAUCGACCAGAAAAUGGGUAGAAAAGCCGUCGCGGAAGAAAACCGAAGGUGACGAACUGAAUUGGCCAAACGAAUUCGCGAAACAGACCCGUGCGUUUUAAACACCAUGGAAAUUAACAUCCUGAUUUUCACAUUAGGCCGUUAUACCCAUCGAGCUCCAUUAAACUCGUGUUCAAAAAGAUUAACGAAAAAAGAAAAGAGAGAGAGAGAGAGAGAGAAGAGGGUAAGACACAGAAGAGCGGCAACACCCAGAUCCGUCGUCGACUGCGAUCACCGUGAACCGAUCGCGGGGGGAACGAGCAUCGGUUGCUCGUUCUUCGGGGACGUGUUGCUUGCGGGUACCCCGAUAGAAGCAUAACGCGGGUAGGAGUUUCUAAACAUGAAUUCCCGUGGCGCUCGAGUGGCUUCGCGAUUCGAGCUGCGGGAAGGUCCUAAUUUUCCGAAAAGAAAAAAAAAUUAAUAAUAAAUAAACACUAAAUCCGCCCUCGUGGUGCAUCGAUCGCGCGCUAUUCGAUCGAGACCCAAAGAGACGUCCCCCCGUCCGUCGAUCGUCAGCUGACGGACGAAAGUCGAAGCUGAGAGAUGGGACAAAUGGCAAACUAACAGGGCCUAAACGAUAAACGUGAUCGACUCUUGGGCUCGAUCGAACGCGCGCCGUCGAUGGACCAAGAGACAUUCAUGACACACAUUUGAGUUGCAGUGCAAGCGAACAUCUGUAGAGCCAUAUACGUAUAGUAUGUUGUUGUAUCUUUAAAAAAGUAAAUGAAAAACGAGGAAAAAGAAAAACAAUUGACGACAAUUUAAGCGUAGUAAGUGUACAUUUUUAUAAAAAGGAAAACGAAACAAGGUCGCGGUAGCAUUUCGAUGAAACAUACUUUCGAUUGCGGCAGAACACAGAGCAAAAAAAAUGAAAUGAUGAGGAAAGAAUUAAACGAUUAAACGAAACAUUGAAACGAAAGAUGAAAAAAAAAAAAAACAAGAGUGGAGGAAAAAAAGGGGCGGCAGAUUCGUUAGCGAGGAAUCAUCAUGAUAAUAGUGAUUUAUUCGAAACGAGAAAGAUACGGCGUGACAGAGAGAGAGUGAUGUGAGCGAACCAGGCGAUAGAGAGGUACAGGUGCGAGAUAGAGUGUGUGUAAAGCGCGCAAUCGGAGUGCGAGAGUGUGAAAACAAUUGAAAUUAAAGAGUGCGAGAGAAAGAGUGUACGGUAGGGAGAGAGAAGGAGCGAACGAACGACAGCGUGUGUGAAACACGAGAAACGAGAAACGAGAAACGGAAACGAAGGGAAUAAGUAAAUUGGAAGGAAAAAAGACGAAACUCCAAAAAGAGGUUGCAUCCUAGAAUCGCGAUUGGCGGCUUGGUCACCGGCGGCCCCGUCCGAAACGGGUGCAAGUAACUUUAGAUGUAUAAAAUGAAAACGAAAGAGGAAAAGAAAUGAUACAAAUUUUACCUUAUCCACUCGUGGUUUUUAGGUGGUUUUAAAGAGAUUAUUGUAAAAAGGGAAAGUAAGCGAGGGAAUGAGAGGGAGAUGGAGAGAGACGAAUACGAAAGAUCUAUUGUAGGGGUGGUGGUAAAUCGGCCAGCCUCGAGAUCGACUCGUUUACGCGAGAGCGCUGCUUGCGUGAAACCGAGGUACGUUUGCUCGAGCACGGUGGAGCGACGACAGUGAAUGAAUGAAUACCGUGAGAAAGAGUGAGAGAGAAAGAGCGUGCGUGAGUCAAAAAUUUAUUGUAAAUUCUUGGUGAUGAUUCGGUCGCCCGGUGACCGCGCCUCGAUCUCGAUGCGCAGCUCGAAAUUUCAUAGACGCCGAAUUCGGAGGAAAGUAUCUACGACCUAUCGUUGUGUAUCGAUAAUAAUAAUCGAUCAACUUGUGAGUAUUUUUCUCCUAACGCGUACUCGACGAAUGUAAUUACUUUCCUUCUUCCUGACCUCAAAGAGUUGCACCCGAAGGAAGCGACUAAGAACUGAGAAAAAAAUAUAUAUAUAUAUUUUCGAUGGAUUUCGGCUGUAGACUCGCGCAAAAACGAGAUAUAAAAAAAAAAACGGGACAAAAGACGGAGAGGGCGAAAACGACGACCGGCGACUAGAGAAAUUUUUAAACGAACGCUUAAAGAGAGAAUUCCGAGCGAACGCGAUUUCGGCGUCCUUAGCUAUUUCGAGCUGAGCGCGCUUGUUUUCGAUUUUUCGAAAAUCGAUUAUGGGUUUUUUAUAUAUUUUUGGCAACGAUAUCUCGAUACUAUUUAAGGUCUAAACGUAACAAAAGUGCGGCGAACAAAAAUGGUGGAGAGCGAGGCGAAGAGCGGGGAUACCGAUGCGACGGUGAGGAGAGUAAAAACCGACGGAGACGAAGGCGCAUCGCUGUCGUGUUUUUUGUAAAGAUUUUUCGACAGGUCGAAAGAGAAUAAUGAACACACGGAGAGUGAACGAGUGCGAAAGAAAGCGAGAUAUUCGUGUGCGUGAGAGAGAGUAAGCGAGAGAGAGAAAAAACGUUAGGAGGGGAGCGAAAGGGAGAGAGAUAAGCGGUGGUAAAGUAAUAUUUAAAUAUUCGUAUCAAAAGAAAGAAAAACUAUUGUAGGGCCUCGAAAAAAAAGAAUACACUGGCGACCGAAUGGGACAAGGGAGACAAGAAAAAUGUUGCGGCAAAAGAAAAAAAAAGGGAAAACUACUUUGCGAAAGGCGAGAAAAAAAGAGGCCGAAACUACUAAAAAUAUUUAUAGUAUAUGGCUACAAGUACAAAUUACUUCGACUACUGAGCGUAGGUGUAUUGAUGUGUGAGCAAAAUUUGGUUGGCCGAUGACCGUUUUUGAAAACCAUCAUACUGCGUAUCAAAGUAUGUAAAAUUUAUUGAAUAAACGCUAGCGUAUUAUGAUAUAAUGUAAUCUAAUAAUGUAAUAUUGUAAUGACGAGUCUAAAUGAUGAUGUUAACUUGAAGUUUAGAAAGCGCGCGUGAUGAAAUUGUGCACGUGAAUGAUUUAAAGAAAUAAAGAAAAAAAAAAUAAUAAAAGACAAAGAAUAAGAGAGGACAAAAAUGAAGUUAUUGUGCAUACGAAAACGAAAAAAAAAAAAAGAGAACGAAGAAAACGAAGAAUGACAAAUUGCACUUUAUAUUAUCGGUACGAUUACUAUUAUUAUUGCGAUUAACGAUGUCAGUCACCCGUCACUUGCCAUUGUUGCUAAAAAGAGUAAAAGAAAACAAAGAUGAAGAAAAGAAACAUUCGUCCUAAAACCUUUAGUAGUAUCCGUUUCUUAUCGAUUGAUCUGUCCGUAAAUAAUCGAAGCGAAAAAAAAAACCAAAUAAAUUGUGAGAAAAGAAACACACAUACACAGACACGAAAAAUGAGGUGCGACGUUUGUAACCGUUACUUAAUUAUCAUUAUCGAUUGUUCUUCUUAUUGUCACCGUUAUGAUUAUUAUUACUGCGGCGAUUAAUGGUAUUCCUCAUUGUCAUUAUUAUCACUAUUGUACGUACAUUGUAAACGACAGCGAAGAACCGAAUCAGUUGUUCACAAUUUUGAGACACAUAUAUACGUUCUUGGGAAAACUCUACAAAAAAUGGGAUAUAAGAAAGGGAAACCAGGGAAGAUAGACUCGAGCGCUUACAAGAGUGAAAAUUUGUACGACAGUGGCAGAGCGUGAACGACGGAGGAUGGCGUGAACGAACGUUAGCGAGUGUUGGUAUGCGAUUCGGGUGCGAUGAACGUAGAGAGAGCGAUUGGGAUUUUGCGCGCGACGGUGAGAAUUUUUUGUGCGAACGAGAGAGUGCCGUUUCGAAUGAAUGCGAGCGCAUGAAUACGAUUUAGCGAGAUGGAGAAAAUUCACGCGUUAAAUUACUUGCACGGGGACAACAGAAGAAACGAGCGGCGAACGGCGCGACGGUGAACAAGGGAGAUAGACAAGAUGGGGGCGUGUUAUCGCGAGGAGUAUUGGGGGCGACGGGUGGACACGGAAUGAGACGAAAAAUUCCGUAAAAAAAAGAGAAAAAGAAAAAAAAUAUACACGACAAAACGGAGCGGCCAGCGAACCGUUUUCGGCAACAGAAGGUUGGCUGGUCGCGCAGCUGACACUUUCUUUCGGAAUCGUUCGGAUACGCUAUAUACAUAAAAACGAAAAAAUGCAAAACGAAAGCAAACAAAACGCGAAAAUUCCUAAUAAACUCGCCCGCACCCGGCAGCGACGCGCUUUCGGCGCCUCGCGAAAUUCUAUUUUUGUAAGCAUAUUUCUAUAAAGGUAUACUAACGAUACGGCAAAAUUUAUUAUUCCUAGUGUGGUGAAAAUGAAAAUUGAACGUUUAGAUUUCGUUAGUAUAGUGUAAAGAUGAAGGAUGAUGAUGAUGAAAAAAAAUUAACGAUGUCUAGGUCCUAUUCGUGUAUUUAAAGGCAAACUAUAAGGAAAUAAAAAAAAAUUAUAUCGUCGGCGGCGUCGUAGGUUGUAAAAUUGUACAUAAAUUAUUGCAAGAGGAGGCGCGGAGGGUUGCAUCGCUGACACCGCGGCACGUGGCUAGUUUUCCUCAUAUAUAUGUAUGUAUGUAAUGUAUGUAUGUAUAUCUUUGGCGCUGUAUAGAAAAUGAUGAAGUGGACGUGUAGAGGAAGAGAAACAAAACGAGUUGUGAAAGGGAGGGGGCUAAACGGUAGGAUUAAGGGGACAAAAUGCUCUUUCGGCACCGGAGUCAAAAUUCGCGUCUCCAAGUCGGAAACAUCGCGCGCGCCGUCGCCGUUCGAGUGAGAGAGAUUAUGACAAAAAAGAAACUUCGUACGUUCCUAACCAAUGUGUCACGACACCCACCCACCCCCACCCCCUAACGAGAAGAGAGAGAGAGAAAGAGCGGAGAAAUUUUUAAAAAAAAGAACCAGAGUGUAUUUAGGCUGUCUCGUCGCGAAAAUGAUAGACGAACGAACAAAACAACGGAAAGAUCAUUUUUCGGCGCGAUAAAGCAAAAAAAAAAAAGAAACAAAAAGAGAGGCAAAAAAAAACGCAAAAAUUGUAAAGAAUAAUAGUAAUAGCGACAAAAGGAGAUAAAUACGACGAUCGCCCUCCCUUCUCAUAGCCCGAGAGUGAAUUCGACGACGAUGCACUGCCGCUUUUUGAAGUAAAUUGAAAAAAAAAACAAAA
Messenger RNA from Hylaeus volcanicus, 33234 nucleotides. Its product is annotated as homeobox protein prospero-like. Gene Ontology annotation, molecular function: RNA polymerase II cis-regulatory region sequence-specific DNA binding; DNA-binding transcription factor activity, RNA polymerase II-specific. The record is from RefSeq and is a predicted model, not a curated record. NCBI's taxonomy places the organism in Eukaryota, Metazoa, Arthropoda, Insecta, Hymenoptera, Colletidae. Gene Ontology annotation, cellular component: nucleus. The transcript is spliced from 5 exons. Bases 204 to 3764 code for a protein of 1186 amino acids. Gene Ontology annotation, biological process: regulation of transcription by RNA polymerase II.